AUGGAGAAGCUCCCUGUUCACAGAUCUGAUGUCCUUGAGGAUGUCAGAUUCAACAAGCCCUUAUCUCGACAGCGCUCUUGUCAAGUUAUUUCCUUCAGACGCCUCCUAAUCCUUAUCUGCUUUUGUCUUGGCUCGUUUUAUGUGCUUCGCAUUCUAAGAAAUCCACCUACAACUUGUGACUCUUGCACUGCACAUCCAUCUCAUCAUGGUAUUUCUAUUGUCUCUGGCUUGAGCUUAGACUCAACCAUUCAGACCUACCCGCAAAAUGACAAAAACCUUGAAGUGCAACAACUUCUAUCCAUUCACCACCCGGGUCCUAGUGCAUCUCCUGCACCCGUUGCACUGUCUAAGAUUCCCCUUGAGGCACACAUUAUGAGCAAAUGCCCAGACGCUCAAGAAUGCCUUCAAGAACUUAUUCUACCAGCCAUGGAGCAAAUUAGUGACAAGGUUGACUUCCGACUUUCUUUCAUCGCAACUGCGUCCAAAGACUCUCCCGAUAUCCAAUGCAAACACGGCCCGGAAGAGUGCAUCGGUGACAUCCUUAUGCUCUGCGCAGCCAACCUGCCCUUCCCCGCAGCAGAGGACGAAUCACUUCUGCCUCAAACAUACCCCCAUACCCCAAUCAUUCGGUCACUGGGAUUUGCAAACUGUCUUAUCAAUGACUAUUCUCGCAUUCCACAACGGGAUUUUGUCCAGCAGUGUGCACUGGAGCAUGGAAUUGAUUUCAAUGCUCUGAACAAGUGUGCUAGUCAGCAGAGUGAUGAUCCCGAUGAUGGGCCAGAUGGGGCCCCUCCACUUAGCGGAAUUGCAUUCUUGCGAGAGGAUGCAAUCCGUGGUCAGGAGCUUGGGGUCAAGGUCAGCUGCACUGUACGACUGGAUGAGAAAGUCUGGUGCGUUCGUGAUGGCGGUGUGUGGAAGGAUUGUGUCCAGAAUGGCGAGGGUGGUAAGCCCCAGGUUUUGAUUAAUGAAGUGAAUCGAAUCUGGAAGGAGAGAAACUGA
Molecule: messenger RNA, 999 nt
Organism: Penicillium taxi
Lineage: Eukaryota; Fungi; Ascomycota; Eurotiomycetes; Eurotiales; Aspergillaceae
Product: GILT family protein
Exons: 2
Coding region: 1-999 (332 amino acids)
Molecular function (GO): oxidoreductase activity, acting on a sulfur group of donors, disulfide as acceptor
Source: RefSeq, a predicted model, not a curated record